Molecule: messenger RNA, 1119 nt
Organism: Amaranthus tricolor (Joseph's coat)
Lineage: Eukaryota; Viridiplantae; Streptophyta; Magnoliopsida; Caryophyllales; Amaranthaceae
Product: S-type anion channel SLAH1-like
Exons: 2
Coding region: 1-1119 (372 amino acids)
Biological process (GO): intracellular monoatomic ion homeostasis; transmembrane transport
Cellular component (GO): membrane
Molecular function (GO): voltage-gated monoatomic anion channel activity
Source: RefSeq, a predicted model, not a curated record
AUGGAUUCGAAACAAGGUAUUACUGAUAAAGCAAGCAUUGAAAUUACGAUAGAUGAUGCGCCAAUAAGUAACAAGACAAAGAUGGUUGGCAUAUACGAUCAUUUUGUGUCGAAAAUAUUAGCAAAUCUUCACGCUGGCUAUUUUCGUAUAAGCCUAACUUUAUGUGCACAAGUAAUGUUGUGGAAAUCUUUAGUUAAUUUCACUAAAAAUAGCAAUGAUCUUCAUUUACACCCAUUUCUCUUAAUGCUUCCUUCAACAGCUUCAACUCUACUAUGGUCGAUGGCCUUAUUCGUGUUAAUCUCACUCUCUAUUAUAUACGCUUUGAGGUGUUUGUAUCAUUUCGAUAAAGUGAAGAACGAGUUUUUACACCAUGUUGGAGUAAACUACUUGUUUGCUCCAUGGAUGUCGUGUUUGUUUUUGCUUCAAACAUCGCCUAUUCUUGUGGUUCCUACAGGUAGUAUUUACCAAUUAUUGAGUUGGUGGAUGUUAGUAGUUCCUAUAAUUAUGCUGGAUAUUAAGGUUUAUGGUCAUUGGUUUAUAAAAGGAAAAAGGUUUUUGGUGAAGGUGGCUAAUCCAGCUUGUCAAUUAUCAGUGAUUGCUAAUUUGGUUGCUGCAAAGGCAGCUGUUUUUAUGGGUUGGUAUGAGAUUGGUUUGUGUUUCUUCUCUUUAAGUAUGGCUCAUUACUUGGUGUUGUUUGUUACUCUUUAUCAAAGACAUCCAGGGAGUAAUGGUGUUUCCACUAAGUUAAGGCCUGUUUUCUUCUUGUUUUUUGCUACUCCGAGUAUGGCUAGUUUGGCAUGGAGCUCCAUUGUUGGAAGUUAUGAUAUUGCUUCUAAGAUGCUUUUCUUCCUGUCUUUGUUUUUAUUCAUGUCCCAGGUAUGUAGACCAACCCUAUUUCAAAAAUCAAUGAGAAAAUUCAGCAUUGCAUGGUGGUCAUUUUCAUUUCCUUUGACGAUAUUAGCAUUGGCGUCCAUCAGCUACGCUAAAGAGGUGAAGGAUGGAGUAGCAAAAACACUUGCACUAAGCUUGUCAAUUAUAUCAAUGAUGGUUUCCCUUUCUUUGAUGCUCUUCACCACUAUCAAAAUUAACAAAUUGUUCCUUGCUACUUCUAAGAAGUAG